AUGACCACCUACAUAGCCGAACUAUUUGCCCUACUCAGAGGGCCGAACCGUGCAUCCUCGAGUUCCAUGCCUGCUUCGGGACAAGGUCCAACAGUCGACCCAACCUCUUGGAUUCCGCCGACCCAAGUUCCGAAAAGAAUUGAUGCUCCUGCCCCGCCAACAACGUACAAGUCCACGAUUCACCCGUUUACCAUCCCCUUUCUGCCGCCACCAGCCCCCACAGCCGUCCCUCUUCCACCGGCGGCAUUCCUAGCUUCGAAUCAGGCCCUGUCUGCGCCACCACCUGUCUCCAUGCCGGCCACAGCUGCAGUCUAUACCGUCCCUCCGCCGAUGGUUUUUCUAGCAUCAAGUGUACCUGCUCCAGCUCACCUUCAAGCCGCAGAACCUCCUCUCUACCCGUCUCUACAACCCCACACUAGCCUCCCCUACCAAGCACUGCCUCCCAUAAACACCACUUUUCUUGAACCGGGCACACCCACUCACGCGGCCCAGUUUGCUUCACCAACGCACUUUUUCCCCGAGGCUGACACCAAGCAGGAACAUAGAUUGAAGAGAAUGGAAGAGACAAUACGGGCCCUGCAAGCAAAUGAUACUCGCCCCAAUGCGAGCUAUGGCAACUGUAGUCUCUUCCCAGACAUGCGGCUACCCUCGAAGGUUAAGAUCCCGGAGCUUAGGACUUACAAAGGCACGACAGAUCCACGACAUCAUCUUCGUAGGGUAAGAUGCUAUAGUACUGGGAUUACGAGGAAUUCGUUAUCUACUCAUUUCAAGACAGUCUGA
Messenger RNA from Punica granatum (pomegranate), 780 nucleotides. NCBI's taxonomy places the organism in Eukaryota, Viridiplantae, Streptophyta, Magnoliopsida, Myrtales, Lythraceae. The record is from RefSeq and is a predicted model, not a curated record.